CUUCGACGCCGAGAAGUGGGGGUUGGGGUAAAAGUGAAAGUGGCGUCCGUACAAGUGGAUUAAGCGGGAGGAGGUCUCUCCUCUCUGCGGGGGGAGCAUGUGUGUGACCGGAGGAAGUUGUGACUCGCGCCAGUGAGGAGGAAAUAAUCACAAUGUUAACCUUCUCAUGAAUUAUUAAGCAGCCUGUGCCUUUUUUUAGCCCGACUCAAAAUGCUGCAUUUCCAUCUUUGGGUCCGAGGCACCGUGGAAGUGUGCACUCCUCUCUCCGUUCCUUUUUUUUUUUUUUUUUUUUUUUGACAGCUGUAUUACCGCUGAUAAGCCAGACUGUGCGAGCUGAUCAAGUAGUGAGACAAGCGUUCGCAGAGCAGUAGCACCACAGCAGCAGCAGCAGCGCUCUAGUCACUAGGAGCCGCGGCGGCAGAAGCACAGGCAGCAGCAGCAGCAGCAGCAGCAGCAGCAUCAGUCACAGCGCAGGCAGCACCGGCAGCAGCAGCAACAAACUCUCGUCCGCCCGUUCCUCUUCUUUCCGGACUUGUUUCGCGCUCGGCGGACGCACGCGAGGGGAAGUAGGGGGGAAGUGGUCCAGGGCUGAGAGCUGGCAUCAGAAACAAACCCUAAACGCAGACCUGGCUGCCCCCAUGCCUAUCGAAUUUGUUUGCAAAAUCAAAUUUCCAGAGGAGGAUGAGAAGCAGAAAAACAAACAGGACGGGGACAGGGAGAGCCUGAUCGAGGAGAGCUGCACACCUCCGGCCAAGGACUUGGCCGGGUUCGCCAACUCCUGCUCCCUCCAUGGGAUUAACCACAUCUUUGUCUCCGGGCGCCUGGGCAUCCGGCAGACGCUCUGGGCUCUCGCCUUCCUGACUUCGCUGGCGCUGUUUCUGUACCAGGCGGCCAAGUGCGCCAUCUCGUACCUGGAGCACCCCCACGUCACGGCUCUGAACGAGGAGGCGACCCCCGAGAUGGUGUUCCCCGCCGUCACCAUAUGCAACAUCAACCGCUUCCGCUUCUCGGCGUUCACGGACGCCGACGUCUACCACCUGGCCAACCUAACGGGGCUGCCGCCCAAGAAGAGCGACGGGCACAAACCCACCGAUUUGAUCUACCCGGCGCCCGACAUGCAGGACAUCUUCAACAGGACGGGGCACCAGUUGGAGGAGAUGCUCAUGAGCUGCAAUUUCAGCGGGCAGAACUGCUCCGUGGAGGACUUCUCUGUGGUUUACACCAGAUAUGGGAAAUGCUACACUUUUAAUGGCAACAAGACCACAUCCAGGAAAUCCAAGCAGGGCGGGAUGGGAAACGGGCUGGAGAUCAUGCUGGAUAUCCAACAGGACGAGUAUCUGCCCAUCUGGAGAGAGACGAACGUGACGUCCCUGGAGGCCGGCAUCCGGGUUCAGAUCCACAGUCAGGACGAGCCUCCCUACAUCCACCAGCUGGGCUUCGGCGUCUCGCCGGGCUUCCAGACCUUCGUUUCAUGUCAGGAGCAGAGGCUGACCUACUUGCCCCAGCCCUGGGGGAACUGCCGCUCCACCAGCAAGGAGAAGUUCCCUGGAUAUGACACGUACAGCAUCAGCGGCUGUCGCUUGCUCUGCGAAACCAACGAGGUCCUCAGAGCGUGCAACUGCAGGAUGGUGCAUAUGCCUGGAACUGCAGAUAUCUGCCCCCCCAGUAAAAUCAACUGUGUUGACAAAGCACUCGCACAGCUCCAGAAGAACAGUGGGGAUACCUGUCCAUGCGAGACGCCCUGUAAUCUCACCCGCUACGGCAAAGAGCUUUCCAUGGUCAAAAUCCCCAGCAAGGGCUCGGCGCGCUAUCUCUCCAGGAAGUAUAACAAGACGGAGGAGUACAUCAGAGACAACUUUCUGGUCUUAGAUAUCUUCUUUGAAGCUCUGAACUAUGAAACAAUUGAGCAGAAGAAAGCCUACGACGUUGCAGGUUUGUUAGGUGACAUUGGUGGACAGAUGGGCUUAUUCAUUGGAGCCAGCAUCCUGACAGUCUUAGAAAUACUGGAUUAUAUAUAUGAGGUGAUCAAGCAGCGGCUACAGCGUCUGCUGAGGCCGCAGAAAGAGGAGAAUAAAACCAAGCAGCCGGCCAGCACCGUGGCAACAGUGGGGCUGGAGGAAAUGAAAGCCAAGGACCCCGGCGACGCCACGCGGAGCCACCCAGAGGGGGCGUACGCCAACACCAUCCUCCCCAACCACCACCACCACCACCCCCAUCUCCACCACCACCACGCCGGACGCCACGGGGUGUUUGAGGACUUCGCUUGCUAGGGCCAGCCACCGUUUCCAGUCCUGGUGACAGCAAAAGACGUGAGCUGUCUGCUGUCUGCUGAGGUUAAUUACAGACCGUUAGCGUUUCUGUCGGUCCUUUGCUGUCACCAGUGAACAGCUACAGCCAAAGUCAAACAUCAAACUUGUGCUGCUAACAAACCACUUGUAUGUACAGUAUGUAGGCACAAAUUGGACACAGCCUUUUUGUUUCCUUUUUGCUCUUUCUUUGUCUCUGGAUGGACCCCUCUCAUCUUUGUCCUGCCUCACAUGGGAAGUCGGGAUUUUGUGAUUUCAGGGCCGGUUUGGGGUAAAUGAUCACAACAAGGGAACAAGUAGAGGACUGCAAGUCACCAUGAUCCAGUUUAGACCCAAACAAAUCAUUUAUUUAUUUAGAGAAUCAGAUUGUUUUUUAUUUAUUUCCCAUUUACGCUCCUCAAACUGUCCUUCUUCUGUAUGUCAUUACAAACCCACAGUACCAUGCCCAAUUUAAAUUAUGUCAUUAUUUUAAGAAAUACUAUUGUCUAUAUGUUCUAUAAUGUACACAAGAUAAGAAUAAUUCAAGGUAAUUUUACAUGUGUUACAUACAUACAUCCAAAACUAUCAGGGGACUUGUUUAGGCUCAGAUGUGUGACCCUGGCUUAGAAAACCUAGCAGCUUCUUUCCACAUGAUACACUUUGUUGUGGUCGAGGUGUUAGCGAGUAGCAUUGUACUUGUACAUAAAGUCCAACUUUAAAACAAGAAGGUUCUAAAAGUUCUGUUUCAUGGGUGUUGUUUAUAUUCAGUUACGAUAUAUAUAUAAAUAUAUAUAUAACUUAUGUAAUAAUAAUUUUACUUAUUUAUACAUUUUAGAAAAUACUUUUAUAUGAGAAUCACAGUUGUAGCAAUUAUUGUACACUUAGAAUUUGCAGACGUGUUGAACUGCCACGCAUCAAUACAUUUGUCGAACAAUCGAAGUGACUGAAUGAUUGCAAAUAUUAUCUUUCCUUUUCCUUUUUUAUAUAUCCUGCUUUAUACCAAACUGUUUAGUUGUUGCCCAGACGUUUUCAGACACAAAACAACUGCAUAUGAACAAGGAAUGGAUGAUGUUUUCAUUUAUGACGUGGCUGAAUUUACAGUAAAUUAUUCUUCUUAA
Molecule: messenger RNA, 3403 nt
Organism: Betta splendens (Siamese fighting fish)
Lineage: Eukaryota; Metazoa; Chordata; Actinopteri; Anabantiformes; Osphronemidae
Gene: asic4a
Product: acid-sensing (proton-gated) ion channel family member 4a
Exons: 10
Coding region: 639-2270 (543 amino acids)
Biological process (GO): sodium ion transmembrane transport
Cellular component (GO): membrane
Molecular function (GO): ligand-gated sodium channel activity
Source: RefSeq, a predicted model, not a curated record